UGUAUCAUAAAAUGUGAUGAUAAUGUGACAAAAUCAACAAAAUGGACUAAAAAUAUCAAACUGGCGGGGAACAGAAACUUCAGCGGCGAACCGCCGCGUUCGACCGCCUACUACUACGCAGAUUUAGAAAAAAUCAAACGCCAAAACGGCCAGGUUGAAACUGGCCGUCAUGACCGACAAUCUGACCGACAAGCUGGCAGAAAGGACCGUCCAGAUGACCGACAGGCCGACACAGAACAGCACCCGAACGAGCUGAGCGAAUACGUUGAAACAAACGAGAUUUUCAAUGAUGGAGCUGUCAAAGAAAUUCCACCGCUUCGAGAUAGAUGGAACGUUCCAGAAAGAAAGCUGGAAGAGACGUAUUCCACAGCGGGAACGUUCCCAAUGCCCGAGCCAAAGGAAAAGGAACCUUUGUUAGCAGAACUUGAGGUUGUAGGUCGUGUGCCAUUGACGCAAUUGGAUUCGACUACUGGGGUUAGAAGGAGCAGGAGUUGGUACUUGUGCUGCCCUAAUAUGGGAGAGGAGGAUAUAUCAAGGGAGUCGUCGUGGAGGUACUCCAGUUUACGGCCUGUGACUGCGCCGCCUAUACCUGGACAGAAUGGCAUUCAUCUUGCAACACAAAGCAGCGGCCGCGACGACAUAGUCAGUCUGCGCGCGGAACGCGACGCGCUCGCACGUGCGCUUGCGAGCGAGCGUCAACGCGCGGCGACAGCUGCUAGAGCGCAUGACGCUAGAUUGGCAGAGUUGCAUGGGGUUAUAGCGGAGUUGGUUAGGAGGAGGGCAGCUGAUAAGAAGGCUAAAGCGAUACCGGAGGAGGAGGUUUCUGAUGAAUGUGAAUCCACAACCCAACCAGCUGGCGAAUUAGAUAAUGAUGGAGAUCUGUCUAGAACGGAACAGAACGAAAACUCGUCAAUAGUAAGUCCAGCGGAAUUACCAACACCACAAGAGCCUAAAGACCUGCCCGAAGAUACAACAGACACUAGUACUUAUGAAAUUAGAAUACAACCAACAUUAGAAGUAUCUCCUCCUCAAGAUUCAGAAAACUGUUCAAGCUUGCGUCUCUCUGAGAGAGACUCGGAGAUCUGUGUGAGCACAGCAAGAUGUUGUCAAUACACACGAGCGGCUCACGGAUCAACGAAUAGCUGUCAACGGGAGAGAGGCUCACCAGCUUUGUUACCGCCGUCACCAGGUCGUUGCGAGUCGAGACAGGCAAAAAUAGCGUCUAGAGUUAAACUCAAGAAAACAGAAGACGCUGAAACUAAUCAUCUUUCUAAUGAAGAGUGGUGUGUAGAAGCAGCAGAAAGGUUGGCUUUGGAUGUGUGCGCUCAAGCUGAUUUGCGAGAAGCGUUAGUGGCCGCUAACCAUGAGGAAGAAUCGAUAACAGCGGAACUAUGGAAGGCCCGUUGCAUUCGUCUCGCGGCCGAGUGUCGCGUGUUGGACGCCGCUCUGCACAGAGCUGUCGACACACAGCAUCGGCUAUCCUGCGCUUGUGCAAUGCACGAGUCGUCGUCGGUAGUGCUCUGUAGUGCGCUCAGAGCUGCCGACAGAGCGCUAGAGACGUAUGACGUGUUACUGGCGCUAGCUGAGACGCAACACGAGCCGACCAGUGCGGAGCGGCAAGCAGCUGAAGACGUGGCUACAAGACUCCUUCGUCGUUUGGAGAGUGGCCCCACGUGGGGACAACCGCUCUUGUCCCCGGGGCCAUGGCAUGAUCACCAUCAGAGCAACCCGUCCGAAGGCCCUGGGGCUCCCUGGGGCCCGGAGGCCGAAGCCCGACUGCGGUCGCACGCGGCGUCUCUCAAGCGGGACACGGUCGCGCUGCGGGCGCUCCGCCCCGCGCCUACCAUGUACUCGCCGCACGAUUUGGAUGAAAGUGAAGAUUGCAAGUCAGUAGAUGGUGUCACAGAUAUGGAAACAGCUGUCAUGAUGCAGGAAGUGCUUUUGGCGAGAGAGAACAGAGUUGUGGAGAGAGCUGCGUCCAUUUUGCACAAACAGACAUCACAUAAGAAUGAAACAUCGAGAAGCAAAAGAAGGAGUGAAAGGAAACAUUGGUUGGACACGCAGGCCUCAGAGACAGACUUAUAAAAUACUAGCUUUCCGCCCGCGGCUUCGCCCGCGUUUUCAAAGAAAAACCCGCAUAGUUCCCGUUCCCGUGGGAUUUCCGGGAUAAAACCUAUCCUAUGUUAUAAUCCAAGUUA
Molecule: messenger RNA, 2198 nt
Organism: Colias croceus (clouded yellow)
Lineage: Eukaryota; Metazoa; Arthropoda; Insecta; Lepidoptera; Pieridae
Exons: 15
Source: RefSeq, a predicted model, not a curated record